Clunio marinus is the source of this 1807-nucleotide messenger RNA. The record is from the annotation of a GenBank genome assembly. NCBI's taxonomy places the organism in Eukaryota, Metazoa, Arthropoda, Insecta, Diptera, Chironomidae.
GAGCAUUUCAUUCCGUGUUGAUAACAUGAACAUCACAAAAGUGUUGUACACAAAGGCAAUAUAAUUGAAAAUAUUUAUUUAUCAGCAAAUGAUAAUCAAUUACUGAUAAUAAAACCUUAAGUGCUUCAAAGUUAUUUAUUUAGCCAUAAGAGAAAAGUAAUUCCAAAAAAUGGUUGUGAAAUGUGAAAUUAAGUUUGAUAAUAAUCCAAAUGGGAUUUACUUUGCUGGUCAGACCUUGUCGGGAACAGUUGAGUUAACAUUUGAUAAACCAAAGAAACUACGAGGUUUGAUCUUGAAGAUUGAAGGUUUCGCUAAGGUUCAUUGGACGGAAAGAGAACGUCGAAGUCGAUUCCAAAGUGGACAAAACCAUCAUGCAACGAACCAGAAAAUAGUUAAUUAUAAUGGAAGAGAAGAUUAUUUAAAUUCAGUAACUUAUCUUAUUGGAGGUCCAGAAGGUAAUCAAAUUGAAGUGGAACCAGGAACAUAUCAGUAUAACUUCCAAUCUGUUUUACCGCCACUUCUACCGACAAGUUUCGAAGCUAAACAUGGACACAUCAGAUAUUUAGUUAAUGUUGUUAUUGAUCGUCCAUGGAAGUUCGAUUUAACUUAUAAACUUGCAUUCACUGUCAUCAAGCAACUUGAUUUAAAUUACGAAAAUCCCGCUCUGAGAAUACCGACAAAAGUGGAAAAGAUCGACACGUUCUUUUGUGGUUUUUGCAAGACGGCACCGGUUUACAUGGCAGCAUCAAUUCCAAUGUCUGGAUUUGUUCCAGGACAGAACAUCCCCGUCUGCAUUGAAAUCAACAAUGAAUCGAGGAUAGCAAUUGAUGAUGUUAAAGUUUCACUUAAGAAACUCGUUUGUUACCACAGUCAGACGCCGAAAAUGAAGACGAAGGAAGAAAUUAUAAGCGUAAAGGAAAUUAGAUCUGGCGAAGUACGGAAAAGAAGUAAAGGAAAGUUUGAUCAGAGAUUUGCUAUUCCACCAUUGCCACCAUCAAACACAAAUUACUGUCGAGUGAUUAACGUUUCUUAUGAGAUUCAUGUGACAGCGAAAGUUUCUGGUCUUCAUGUCAAUCCUGUGUUGAAACUUCCAAUUACUCUCGGAACUGUUCCAUUAAGUUCACCACAAAAUAAUUUAAAUGUUUCCCAACAAUCUUCCUCGACUCCAUCGCCAACUGGAAACUUAUUGACAUUUUCUGAUAUUCUUCAUCCACAAUCAAAUACGCAAGAAACAAACAGAGAGUUACCGCCACCUUCGUACCAUGAAGCAAUGGGAAGUGCUGUGCAACUAAACGAAGAAGGAGAACAUUCGAUGGGUACUCGAACAUUCAAUCCAAUGUAUCCUGUUUACAGUUUCGAAACAAAUCAAAUGAUGGAGUCAACAACAACCUUAAAUCACGAACUUCCACCUGGAUCUGUGUCAGAUUCUGCAAUCAUUCAAAAGUAUUGACGUUUCUAUUUUUUAUUAAAAAUUAAAUUAUUUACAAAUUUGAGAUGGAAUUUAAACAUUAAGUUAAUCAAACCGUUCAAAGAGUUAAUAAAGUGGUGUGUUGGUUUCCGUGUACAUUUCUUCCCAUAAAGCAAUUCGAUCAGUGUCGGGAUUAUCUUUGAAUUCAAUAGUUUCAGAGAUAUUCAAACAUUUAAAUGGCGGCGUCUUCGAAUCAACUUCUUUCCAUAGGAUAACAUUUCCGGUUGCAAUUUGAGCCACAUCGUCAUUUGGACUUCCAGUUGUAGCAAAAGAAGUUAGAAAUGAAAUGUAAUUUUUGAUGACAGAAAAUUCUUUCGAAUCUUUCUCGCAUAUUGGUCC